Mycotypha africana is the source of this 2489-nucleotide messenger RNA. Its product is annotated as MCM2/3/5 family-domain-containing protein. Gene Ontology annotation, biological process: double-strand break repair via break-induced replication; DNA replication initiation; DNA replication. The record is from RefSeq and is a predicted model, not a curated record. The transcript is spliced from 9 exons. Gene Ontology annotation, cellular component: MCM complex; nucleus. Gene Ontology annotation, molecular function: DNA replication origin binding; single-stranded DNA helicase activity; ATP binding. NCBI's taxonomy places the organism in Eukaryota, Fungi, Mucoromycota, Mucoromycetes, Mucorales, Mycotyphaceae. The coding region runs from base 186 to 2357 and encodes 723 amino acids.
GGGCAACGAAGACAUCGAUGGAGAUUGAAAGGGAAUCUGCUCAAUGAACGCGAAAAUAUGCUUUUUUGCAAGUCAUGUCUGUGACAAAUUUUCAAAACGCGAACGCGUUCCUAGAUCUUUUUCAAUUUUUUUCCGAACCUAUUAUUUCUCUUUGCACCUAAAUUUUUUUACAUUUGUAAAGCAAAAUGGCUACAUUCGGUUGGGAUCAAGGUAGAAUUACUGCCACCUCAGUACUACCUGGAGAAGAACAAAAACAAUCACCCUCUGAAAUCAGCAAAUUCUUUUAUGAGUUCCUGCAAAAUUUUCGUAUUAACAACAGCUUUGUCUACAGAGAUCAAUUAGCGAACAAUGUGCGUAUGAAGGAAUACUAUGUGGAAGUUGAUUUAAGUCAUCUCAUCAGUUGGGACAAUGCACUAGCAGAUGAACUUAUGAAUAAACCAGCAGAAUUUUUACCUUUGUUUGAAAUUGCUGCGAAAGGAGCUGUAAAACGAAUUCUUCACGUCAAUCCAACAGAAAUACUUGAUUCGGACGUACCCGACUGCCAAAUUAUUCUGAAAUCAGAUGCCAAUGUUACUCAAAUUCGUGAUUUGAAUUCUGAUUAUAUUGGUAAACUUGUACGUAUUCCAGGCAUUGUUAUCGGCGCUUCUACACUCAGUUGCCGAGCUACACAAGUGACAGCCAUGUGUAAAGAUUGUCGUAGUCUCAAAGUCAUUCCUGUCAAAGGCGGAUUUGCAGGAAUCACCCUACCAAGAAAAUGUGAUAAAGAACCAUUAGCAGGAGAAAAAAAUCAAUGUUCGCAGGACCCUUAUAUUAUUGUUCACGAUAAGUGUCGAUUUGUUGAUUCUCAAGUCAUCAAAUUACAAGAAGCUCCUGAUAUGGUCCCAGUUGGUGAUCUACCUCGUCAUACAAUUUUGAAUGCUGACCGUUGGUUGACGAACCGUAUUGUCCCUGGCAUGAGGGCAGUUGUUUUAGGUAUAUACUCUAUUUAUCAAUCCAAGACAACUAAAGGAACAGGCGUUUCUGCUGUGAGAACACCCUAUAUUAGAAUUGUAGGUUUAGAAGUGGAUAAGCAUAACAGUGGGCGGGGUAAACCACAAUUCACCAAUGCAGAAGAGGAAGAAUACAUCAGAAUGUCCAAGCAGCCUGAUUUAUACGAAUCAUUCGCCAGAAGUAUCGCACCUUCCAUUUUUGGAAAUGGGGAUAUCAAAAAAGCCAUCACAUGUUUGUUAUUUGGUGGAUCCAAAAAGAUUCUUCCAGAUGGCAUGAGGCUCAGAGGAGAUAUCAGUGUGCUGUUGCUCGGUGAUCCAGGUACUGCUAAAUCCCAAUUGCUGAAAUUUGUAGAAAAAGUUGCCCCUAUUGCUGUCUAUACAUCUGGUAAAGGCAGUAGUGCUGCAGGUUUAACAGCUUCGGUUAUACGUGAUCCUAGUACUCGUGAUUUCUAUUUAGAAGGUGGUGCUAUGGUUCUUGCAGAUGGUGGUGUCGUAUGCAUUGAUGAAUUUGAUAAAAUGAGAGACGAAGAUCGUGUUGCUAUUCACGAAGCUAUGGAGCAACAAACAAUUUCUAUCGCUAAAGCUGGUAUCACAACAAUUCUUAAUUCUCGUACUUCAGUUCUCGCUGCAGCCAAUCCUGUAUAUGGCCGAUACGAUGAAAUGAAAACCGCAGGUGAAAACAUCGAUUUUCAAACCACCAUCUUGUCUCGUUUUGAUAUGAUUUUUAUUGUCAAAGACGAACACAAUGAAUUACGUGAUGUGUCGGUUGCUAAACACGUCUUAAAUGUCCAUAUGAACCGUACAAUUCAAGAUGCUGCAAUGCCUGAAAUUUCGCUUGAAAAGAUGAAAGCAUAUAUCAAUUAUUGUAAAGCUAAAUGUGCACCUCGUUUAACAGAAAAAGCAGCAGAUAAAUUAAGCAGUUACUUUGUCGAAAUCCGUAAAACACUAAAAGAGGCUGAAAGAGAUAGCCAAAUCAGAUCUACUAUCCCUAUCACGAUUAGACAAUUGGAAGCUAUCAUCCGUAUAUCUGAAUCCUUAGCCAAAUUGAGACUCUCGCCGGAAGCAACUGAACAAGAUGUAGAUGAAGCCAUUCGACUGUUCAAAUACUCUACUAUGGAUGCCAUCCAAAGUGGCGGAAGUGAAGGAAUGACUCAAAGUGAGCUUAUGAGCGAAGUACAUAUGAUCGAGGAUGAAAUUCAAAAGCGUUUGCCUGUAGGAUCGCAAGUUGCUGUUGCUGUUCUUAAAGGAGAUCUUAGACAAAAAGGUUUCUCUGACGCUGCAGUCAAUAAAGCACUGAGUAUUCUCGGUCGUAGAGAGACAUUAGCAUUCAGAGCACAAGGAAAGCUUAUUUUCAGACAAUCCGUGUAAUUAAUUCAAGAUAUCCCCUUCAUCCUUCUUGUAAAGAUGAUCUCAGUAAUAGAAUUUUAUUAUUUCAUACUAAAUUUACUUUAUUAAAUAAAAUCAUUGUAAUGGUUGGUACACCUAAUCAGAACUCAUCCU